UUGUUUUAAUUUAAAAUUUCAGGGGGGAGAUAGGGAUAUAGGUUUGUGAGGGGCAGUCCGGUUCUGGAGGAGCUCGUCUUUGUCCCUGGUAGGAGAGACACCCCCAGUCUAUCCUCGAUGCCGUCAGCCUUGGCCAUCUUCACUUGCCGUCCGAACUCGCACCCGUUUCAGGAGCGUCAUGUCUACCUGGACGAGCCCAUCAAAAUUGGCCGCUCAGUGGCCCGCUGUCGACCAGCGCAGAAUAAUGCCACCUUUGAUUGCAAAGUGCUGUCAAGGAACCAUGCUCUCGUCUGGUUUGAUCACAAGACUGGCAAGUUUUAUCUCCAAGACACUAAAAGUAGUAAUGGUACCUUUAUAAAUAGCCAGCGAUUGAGUCGAGGCUCUGAAGAAAGUCCACCAUGUGAAAUUCUUUCUGGUGACAUUAUCCAGUUUGGGGUAGAUGUGACAGAGAAUACACGGAAAGCAGUUACCCAUGGGUGUAUUGUUUCCACAAUAAAACUUUUUCUACCAGAUGGUAUGGAAGCCCGGCUGCGCUCAGAUGUCAUCCAUGCUCCAUUACCAAGUCCUGUUGACAAAGUUGCUGCUAACACUCCAAGUAUGUACUCUCAGGAACUAUUCCAGCUUUCUCAGUAUCUACAGGAGGCCUUACAUCGGGAACAGAUGCUGGAACAGAAAUUAGCCACACUUCAGCGGCUACUAGCCAUCACCCAAGAGGCUUCAGAUACCAGUUGGCAGGCUUUAAUAGAUGAAGAUAGACUCUUAUCACGAUUAGAAGUUAUGGGAAACCAAUUACAGGCAUGCUCCAAAAAUCAAACAGAAGAUAGCUUACGGAAGGAACUUAUAGCAUUACAGGAGGAUAAACAUAACUAUGAGACAACAGCCAAAGAGUCCCUGAGGCGGGUUCUUCAGGAGAAAAUUGAAGUGGUUAGAAAACUUUCAGAAGUUGAGCGAAGUCUGAGUAAUACUGAAGAUGAAUGCACCCACCUGAAAGAAAUGAAUGAACGGACUCAGGAAGAACUAAGAGAAUUAGCCAAUAAAUAUAAUGGAGCAGUUAAUGAGAUUAAAGAUUUAUCUGAUAAGUUAAAGGUAGCAGAGGGAAAACAAGAGGAAAUCCAACAGAAGGGACAAGCUGAGAAAAAAGAAUUACAACAUAAAAUAGAUGAAAUGGAAGAAAAAGAACAGGAACUCCAGGCAAAAAUAGAAGCUUUGCAAGCUGAUAACGAUUUCACCAAUGAGAGGCUAACAGCUUUACAAGUACGGUUAGAACAUCUUCAGGAGAAAACUCUUAAAGAAUGCAGCAGCUUAGGGAUACAAGUUGAUGACUUCUUACCUAAAAUAAAUGGGAGCACAGAAAAAGAGCACUUGCUUUCAAAGAGUGGCGGGGACUGCACUUUUAUUCAUCAAUUCAUAGAAUGCCAGAAGAAGCUGAUCGUUGAGGGGCAUCUAACCAAAGUGGUAGAAGAAACAAAGCUUUCAAAAGAAAAUCAGGCAAGAGCAAAGGAAUCUGAUUUAUCAGAUACUCUGAGUCCCAGCAAGGAAAAAAGCAGUGACGACACUACAGACGCCCAAAUGGAUGACCAAGACCUAAAUGAACCUCUUGCUAAAGUGUCCCUAUUAAAAGAUGACUUGGAGGGUGCACAGUCAGAAAUUGAGGCAAAACAAGAAAUUCAGCAUCUCCGCAAGGAAUUGAUCGAAGCCCAGGAGCUAGCUAGAGCAAGUAAACAAAAGUGCUUUGAACUUCAAGCUCUUUUGGAAGAAGAAAGAAAAGCCUAUCGAAAUCAAGUUGAGGAGUCCACUAAACAAAUACAGGUUCUUCAAGCCCAACUGCAGAGGUUACACAUCGAUAUUGAGAGUCUCCGGGAGGAGAAGGACAGUGAAAUCACAGGCACUAGAGAUGAACUGCUUAGUGCCCGAGAUGAAAUUUUGCUCCUUCAUCAAGCAGCAGAAAAGACUGCCUCUGAGCGGGACACUGACAUUGCUUCUUUACAAGAAGAGCUUAAGAAGGUGCGAGCUGAGCUUGAGCAGUGGAGGAAAGCAGCAUCCGAAUAUGAGAAGGAAAUUACAAGUCUGCAAAACAGUUUCCAGCUUCGAUGUCAACAGUGUGAGGACCAGCAGAGAGAAGAAGCAACAAGAUUGCGAGGUGAACUAGAGAAAUUGAGAAAGGAGUGGAAUGUAUUGGAAACUGAAUGCCAUUCUCUAAAAAAGGAAAAUGUUUUGCUAUCAUCAGAACUGCAACGGCAAGAGAAGGAAUUACACAAUUCUCAGAAGCAGAGUUUAGAGCUUACCAGUGAUCUCAGCAUCCUUCAGAUGACUAGGAAAGAGCUUGAGAAUCAAAUGGGAUCCUUGAAAGAACAGCAUCUUCGGGACUCAGCUGAUUUAAAAACUCUUCUCAGUAAGGCUGAAAACCAAGCAAAGGAUGUACAGAAAGAGUAUGAAAAGACACAGACUGUACUCACAGAACUGAAGUUGAAGUUUGAAAUGACUGAGCAGGAAAAGCAAUCAAUCACAGAUGAGCUCAAACAAUGUAAAGACAACCUGAAGCUGCUUGGAGAGAAAGGAAAUAAUAAACCCUGGCCCUGGAUGCCCAUGUUGGCUGCCCUGGUUGCGGUGACAGCCAUUGUGCUGUAUGUGCCAGGUCUGGCCAGAGCUUCUCCAUGAGAGUGUUCCUUGAGUCUGUGCACCGUCCUCCCUCUAGAAGCUGGCAUCACACGCAUGCUGGGGACAAACAGAACCAUUUUCUUCCUUUUUACCUCUUAAAACAGCAGAAGUACAAGAAUACAGCUGUAGGAUCAUUGCUUUAAACAAUAUAAAAUGUAUCUGUCUAUAAAGAGGAUAUAAAAUUGUGACUUUAUUCUACUGUAAGCAAUAAUUUGCUUGCAAUUUUUCAUGCAAUUUUUAAAUUAGUAUGUUGAGAUUCUGAAUAUUAUGGUGGCCUAAAGUAGGCUUCUUGGUAUACCAAAUUAUUUAUAACAUUAAAUUUAUGAGUCUUUUACUCUGAAUUCUGAUGGCCAGAUAAUUCAUUUUUCUGAUUCGAUAACUACCCAAACCAAACAACCAACACAUACAUGGGAAGAGAGGCCCUGUGUGCUCAGUGCCUAUCAGUUUGAAAUAUAUACACAUAUAUAUAUAUUUUUUUUACAUAUUUACGCCAUUUUUACUUGUUAUAAAAACACUGAGCUAUUGGGAACAAGACUUACAGACAACUAUUUGCGUGAAUUUUUUUUUAAGGAAAAAUACAUUUGGAAAAUACUCUGUUAUUGUGAUAAUUUGGGGAAUAUAUGCACGCUUGUUCAGCCUUAAUGUGACUUGAAGAUGUGGAGGACAUCAACUUUGAAAAACUUUCCAUGAGAGUGUGUAUUUUCUUGAGCAAACUGAAGUAUUUCUGGGAGCAAAAGCAUAGUAAUUAUACAGUUUCAGUGCAGUCAACCAAACUGUUGAGUCAAUUGGAAUGUAAUUUAUUAAACCUCAUGUAUUUAAAGAGAUAUUUUCUUUAAAAGCCAAGUUACUUUCUCAUAUACAGCAUUUUAGGAAGCAUGAUUUUUUUUUCUAUCAUCUGUUCCUCCAAGCAUGUUUAAUUGAAGAAAGAAUUAAUAUCUCUUUAGAUAAGCUUUUAUUGACUUAAUUUGGUUAUGACGUGUCUGGGCUAAUUCAUGUUCAAGCUGGGCUGUUGUUACCUACCAACAGAUUUCCAGGUUGGGUAUACAAAUGGUUAUUUUCUUUUUAUGGUUGUUAAUUGGGACUUUCUGUUAAUGAGAAGCACUAUUCCUGAGAUUAAUGGUAUUCUAUGCACAAUGAAGCACCUAAACACUGCUUGAUGUUAUAAAUUUAAAACACAGAAGCGAAAGUUUAGCUAUGGUUUUGUGCAGCAUCAUAGUUACGUCAAUAAAGUUUACUUAGGUCAUAGAAUAUCCUAAAGUAUCACAUAGUUAAAUUUUUCAGUCAGUGAAGACUGAGUGGGAAUGUCAGUGAAUUGGUUUGAAUGUACUGUGGCAAUCCACAGGUCUAGCCAAAUAUUGAAAUAGGAGUUUAGGAUUUAAUUUGCCAUGUGAUGUUUGGCAUUCACUGUUUAUACUUUAAACUAAGGUUAUAUUUUAAGCUAUUUGGGAUUGCUGUUGGGAGGAUCACUAGAUUUGUGGAGGAAUUAGUCACAAAUGACCUUAGAAAAUACUGUCAUAUAGUUCAUUUCAUCAUUUUCUGUUGCAGGAAGCCACUCCACCACAGAAUGCUAAUAUGCCAGUGGUACCUAGUACCUCUUGUAUAUAGGUUAUUGCAAAUAUUGUUCUGAAAUGCUUAACUUCAGAAUUACAUUUUUUAAAGUAAAUAAUUGUUUUAAAUCUAUUUUGUAAAGAUAUAAAGUACAAUAGAAUUUCUGGAGUACAAAUUAAACUAUUUGCACUAACACACGUGAUGUGCAUGAUUUAAUAAAAUAACUUUACUCUCCCUACACACGUUUGAGUUGGGUAUUAUUGAGAUUCUUAGUGCUGACUCUACUGUUGGGUUGUUAAUAGUCUUUUCUUGAAAUGACUCUUUAUGCAACAAACAUUUGGUGUUCUUCAGAGUUAAAUGAAAGCACUCAGCUAUUUCCUCCAAGUUUUAUUAGCCUAUAAUUUAACUUACUAUUCUAUUUUUUUCCCUUUUAAUUUGGCUAUUAUCAAAGUGUAACUCACUUACCAGACCAGUCUCUUUAAAUGUAAGGUCUAGUAUCAAUAUUUACUUUAUUCAAAUUGAAUAAAUGUUUUUUGUAGUUAUUUCCAGUUAUUCUCAAGAACAUAAAUGAGCCUAUUUAUAAGCAAUACUUCCAGGUUUGUUAACUUCCAGGUUAAAGAAAGAAUAGAAUUAUUCACUGGUAGGGAUAGCAUUAUUAAGAAAUUUUAAGCAAAGCAGUUCAGAAUUGAAAAACCUUGUAAUGAUACAUUUAAGAAUUAUUCGAAGGUGCUACAUGGCAAGGUCAGAAAAUGAAAAGAACAUGGUGUUUGAAGCCAAACAGAUUUGUAUUGACAUCGUGGUUCUGCCUUUGAUCAGCUGUAUUACCUUAGGCAAAUGACUUAUUUUUCUUUGAGUCUCCAUUUCCUCAUCUACAAAACGAGGAGAGUAAUACUGAUAUUUGUGGUAGCAUUGUGAAAAUUGAAAAGAUAAUGUAUGUGAAGUACCACUUAAGUGGUAAAUAAGUGUUUAUGAGAAUGUCAUACUGAAAAAAAUUUGCAAAUAUUAAAGUUUUAGGUGAACCAGUA
Microcebus murinus (gray mouse lemur) is the source of this 5231-nucleotide messenger RNA. Lineage: Eukaryota; Metazoa; Chordata; Mammalia; Primates; Cheirogaleidae. The record is from RefSeq and is a predicted model, not a curated record.